Lagenorhynchus albirostris (white-beaked dolphin) is the source of this 807-nucleotide messenger RNA. It is a transcript of the gene CA13, whose product is annotated as carbonic anhydrase 13. The transcript is spliced from 7 exons. Gene Ontology annotation, molecular function: zinc ion binding; carbonate dehydratase activity. The record is from RefSeq and is a predicted model, not a curated record. Lineage: Eukaryota; Metazoa; Chordata; Mammalia; Artiodactyla; Delphinidae. The coding region runs from base 1 to 789 and encodes 262 amino acids. Gene Ontology annotation, cellular component: cytoplasm.
AUGGCGAGGUUCAGCUGGGGAUACGGCGAGCACAAUGGUCCUAUUCAUUGGAAUGAAUUUUUCCCUAUUGCUGAUGGAGAUCAACAAUCUCCAAUUGAGAUUAAAACCAAAGAAGUGAAAUAUGAUUCUUCCCUCCGACCUCUUAGUAUCAAGUACGACACAAGCUCAGCUAAAAUCAUCAGUAAUAGUGGCCAUUCCUUCAAUGUUGACUUUGAUGACACAGAGGACAAAUCAGUUCUGCGUGGGGGUCCUCUCACCGGAAGCUACAGGUUACGACAGUUUCACCUUCACUGGGGGUCCACCGAUGAUCACGGCUCUGAACACGUGGUGGACGGCGUGAGAUAUGCCGCAGAGCUCCACGUUGUUCACUGGAAUUCAGACAAAUACCCCAGCUUUGUUGAGGCAGCUCAUGAGCCAGAUGGACUAGCUGUCUUGGGCGUAUUUUUACAGAUUGGUGAGCAUAAUCCCCAACUUCAAAAGAUUACCGAUAUUUUGGAUUCCAUUAAAGAAAAGGGUAAACAAACUCGAUUCACAAAUUUUGACCCAUUAUCUCUGCUUCCUCCACGCUGGGAUUAUUGGACAUAUCCUGGUUCCCUUACAGUCCCACCUCUUCUAGAGAGCGUCACAUGGAUCGUUUUAAAACAACCUAUAAACAUCAGCUCUCAACAGCUGGCCACAUUCCGCACCCUCUUGUGUACAGGGGAGGGCAAAGCAGCGGCUUUUUUGUUGAGCAAUCACCGUCCACCACAGCCUCUGAAGGGCCGAAAAGUGAGAGCCUCUUUCCAUUAAAAGUUGUCACCAACAGAC